UUAAGCACCGGGUGUAACUGUAAGCAUCAACUGGAAAGUUGCUGAUCGGAGCUGGAUUGACAAUUUGACGUGAGGCUGUAGUAAAAAUGCUUGCUGCAUCUGCUUUAGUAGGAAGGGCACUCCUAAGGAGUCAAGCCAGAGUGGUUUCUGGAGUGAGUUCCCUUCACACAUUGCCAGAUCUUCCAUACGAUUAUAAUGCCUUGUCACCAGUCAUCAGCUCUGAGAUCAUGGAGCUCCACCAUAAGAAACAUCAUAAUACGUAUGUGACCAACCUCAAUACUGCAGAGCAGACGUUGGAACAUGCAGUUGAAGCAGGUGACAUCAGCGGAAUCAUAUCGUUGCAGUCAGCACUGAGAUUUAACGGGGGAGGCCACAUCAACCAUACCAUCUUUUGGCAGAACCUCUCGCCAGACGGUGGUGGAGAACCAACAGGCGAGUUGUUGAGUGCGAUCAAGAAAGACUUUGGAUCCUAUGACGAUAUGAGAGCCAAGCUGACUGCUGCUACCGUAGCCAUCCAAGGAUCUGGAUGGGGCUGGUUGGGUUACAACAAAGGUACAGGAAGUAUUCAGAUUGCCACGUGUGCUAACCAGGAUCCUCUCCAAGCUACCACGGGAUUGGUCCCACUCUUUGGUAUUGAUGUAUGGGAACACGCCUACUACCUACAGUACAAGAACGUCCGCCCCGAUUACGUCAAAGCCAUCUUCAACAUUGCAAACUGGGCUGACGUCGAGAGGAGACUGAGAGAUGCGAUGACCAGUUAGACCAUUUGAUAAGACCCUCCUGUAAGACCAAGCUUGGCAGAUUAUCUAGCUCCUACGCUCAAGAUUGUAUAAUCUGUCCAAGAGUGUCGCUCUACAUGCUUUAUUCAUCAUUAUAUAAUGACACUUCUGCUGUAUUGUUCAGUAUAUCUCUAUCUCGCCAAUCAAAGUGUGGAAAUUGAAAUAAUAUUAUUGUGCAUGAGCUUGUGUCUGGUCCACUGGACCAAAAAAGCAUGAUUGUACUGGAAAAGUACAAGAUUUUAAUAUCAAUUUUCUCUAAGCACUGUAUGAUCGGUUAACUUGCUGGAAUUUGUACUAAAGAUUCUAUUGGAUCUUGAUUAAAGGCAGAUAUAUGAAACAGAAUUUUAAGUACAUUAUCUAUCAUGAUUAUGAGUUCCCAAUUGCGAACUUUUAAUGUCUUCAAUGCAAGAAGGGUUGCCAUCUCUGUUCAUAAUCUUGUAUUGCUCUCACUAUGGUCUCACAUGAUAGGCAUACAUGAAUACGUGGGACUGUACAUAAAUUUCACUCAUUUGUGAUGCGUUGACUUGUGAUAAGUUUCACCUAUCAUAUGCGAAACGAAUUUCAUUGAAAUAUGAUUUUACUAGUAUAUGUCAAAGAAAGUUUAAAAUGAAUAAUGGAUUUUUUUGGUUUGUGGACAACUUCCCCUGGCCUUGGGACUAUGGGAAGAUGUCUUUGGGAAAGGUUUGCUCGGCGUGGAGAAGCCCUUUGGAGAAUCCACCCUCCCGGGAAUCUAUGUUCUGGGAGGGGGGGGUGUUUUCAGGUUGGAAUGGUAUUGGUAUGUGGGGGGAAUUACCCUCCUGUGGAAGUCGUCCUGUUGACUUAUUUUGGGAUUUUCUUCUUGAUUAGUUCAGCUACCACUGAUAAAUCUUGCGAAU
Molecule: messenger RNA, 1654 nt
Organism: Lytechinus variegatus (green sea urchin)
Lineage: Eukaryota; Metazoa; Echinodermata; Echinoidea; Temnopleuroida; Toxopneustidae
Product: superoxide dismutase [Mn], mitochondrial-like
Exons: 5
Coding region: 87-761 (224 amino acids)
Biological process (GO): superoxide metabolic process
Cellular component (GO): mitochondrion
Molecular function (GO): metal ion binding; superoxide dismutase activity
Source: RefSeq, a predicted model, not a curated record